AAAAAAAGUAAAAGAAAUAACGGCUAAAAUAAAUCUGAAACUAACAAAGCGAGUUCUACGUUGUAAUCCAAUAAGAGCAAAACAUGCCCGACUCUGCUUCCCGAUUUAAGCUCUUUGUUCCUCUAAGACUCUUCCCUUUUUUUUUUAUUUUAAUUUGAUUUUAUAUCUUAUGAUCGCUUAAUGGUGAUUUUGGGCUUCCGCUGGUAACAUUUGGGUUCAGAUUAUACGAAACAAAAAUGAGCAUAGGUGAUGUAUCGGAGCUUGAGAGUAACCUCACUCUCAGCGAUCGCUUGAAGCAAUUCAAAUCAUCGCAGUUCAACCCCGAGGCUUAUCUCCAAUCCAAAUGCAACAACAUGACCGAGAAGGAGAUAAAGCAUGCUUGCUCAAACUUGUUAGAAUUACGGAAGGCGUCUGCAGAGGAAAUGCGUAAAAGUGUUUACGCUAAUUACACUGCCUUUAUACGUACAUCCAAGGAGAUUACAAUUCUAGAGGGGGAGCUGCUUUCAAUGAGGAAUCAUCUUUCUACUCAGGCAGCUUUAGUUCAUGGUUUAGCUGAAGUUACCAUCCUUGAUUCCUUGACAACUGGUGCUUACGAAUUGGAAGAGGAGAAAGUAUCUGGUGUUAAAAGUACAAAGCUUAAUAAAACUGAGAAGUGGUUUAUCAAAUUUGAGGAAAACCUUGAAGUUCUAUUGGCGGAAAAGAGAGUGGAUGAAGCUAUGGCUGCAUUGGAUGAAGGGGAACAAGUAGCACAAGAAGAUAAGACUAAACAGAGCUUAAGUCCAGAUGCACUCCUAAGAUUGAAGAAUGCCCUCACUUCGCUGAGACAAAAACUAGUUGAUCAGCUUGCAGAGACAACUUGCCAGCCUUUCACACGAGGGGCUGAGCUCCGUUCAGCUGUUUCAUCCAUUAAAAAUCUUGGGGAUGGUCCUCGUGCUCAUACAUUGCUACUCAACUCUCACCAGCAGAGGCUGCAGCGGGGUCUGCAAGUUCUUCGUCCUUCAACCAAUUCUUACGGAGGAGCAACUACUUCAUCUCUUUCGCAGCUUGUAUUUUCAACCAUUGCACAAGCAGCUAGUGAUUCCUUAGCAGUUUUUGGUGAGGAGCCUGCUUAUUCGUCUGAACUUGUAACUUGGGCUGUCAAGCAAACUGAGGCAUUUGCACUUCUCUUAAAGAGACAUGUUCUUGCUUCAUCAGCAGCUGCUGGGGGUCUAAGAGUUGCCACAGAAUGUGUUCAGAUAUGCCUCGGCCAUUGUGCUUUGUUGGAAUCUCGUGGAUUGGCCCUUUCCCCUAUCUUAAUGAGGCAUUUUAGGCCGUGUGUCGAAUUAGCAUUCAGUGCCACCUUAAAAAGAAUUGAACAUAGCACUGCUGCAUUAGCUGCUGCAGAUGAUUGGGAGCUUUCUUAUGCACCAGCUGAUGCACGUUCUAUCUCUUCUACUUCAUCUCUUAGCAGCGCAAGUAUGUCACAGGCAAAGCUUUCAAGCAGUGCUCAGAAAUUGAAUUCAAUGGUUAAGGCAUUUAUGGAGGAUGUUGGCCCCCUUGAGGACCUUCAAUUGGAUGGUCCAGCUUUAGAAGGUGUUUUACAAAUAUUCAAUUCCUAUGUUAAUCUGUUGAUAAGUGCUUUGCCUAAUUCAAUGGAAAAUGAAGAACAUUUAGAUGGUUCUGGGAGUAAAAUUCUUAAUAUGGCGGAGAGUGAAUCCCAACAGUUGGCUUUACUGGCCAAUGCAUCAUUGCUAGCUGAUGAAUUGCUUCCACGGGCUGCAUUGAAGGUUUUGCCAUUGAGCCAGGCUAACAGAGUGGAUGCCACCCCUAAAGGCACUUCAGAUAGACAAAGCCGUGUUCCAGAACAAAGGGAAUGGAAGAGGAAACUACAACGUUCUGUUGAACGCUUGCGAGAUAGCUUUUGUAGACAACAUGCCCUUGAUCUUAUCUUUACAGUCGAUGGGGACAUCCGUCUCAAUGCAGAGAUAUACUUAAGUAUGGAUGGCCAAACUGAGGAACCAGAGUGGUUUCCAUCACCCAUUUUCCAGGAACUGUUUGAAAAACUGACAACGAUGGCAACAAUUGCAACUGAUAUGUUUGUGGGAAGGGAAAGGUUUGCCACACUUCUAUUAAUGAGACAAACUGAGACAGUGAUCCUUUGGCUUUCUGAUGACCAGAGCUUUUGGGAAGAGAUCGAGCAGGGUCCGACUCCUUUAGGUCCUCUCGGUCUUCAACAGCUGUAUCUGGAUAUGGAAUUUGUUAUAAUUUUCGCUUCUGAAGGCCGGUAUCUGUCUCGAAAUCUGCAACAAGUUAUCAAAAACAUAAUAGAGAGAGCAAUUGAUGCAGUGGCCGCAACCGGAAUAGAUCCAUACAGCGUGUUGCCGGAGGAUGACUGGUUUGCCGAAGUUGCUCAAAUAGCAAUCAAGAUGUUAACGGGUAAAGGCAACUUUAGUAGUAUGGAUGGAGAUGUACUAAGCCCUACAGCAGCGGCAUCUGCAGCGCCAAUCGUAUCUCAAGGAAGUAACCAAGGUCUGUAGGCGUUCCUUUCAGUUAUGCAUGUCACAGUCACAGUCACAAAGCAAACAUGCUAUCAUUGAUCAUUUAUCCCUCAUGCAUGCGCUGGCGUUGAAUAAAAUACAGGUUUCUAGAUCAUGGUAUCAACUUUCAACAGCAUAUAUACUAUGUAGGAAUGCAGAGCUUUCCAUAGAUUGUUUAACAGGCCAAAUGAGCUUAUUCUCCAACACAUUUUCCAGUUUUAGUGUUGGGUACUUCCAAAUGUUUACUUAAAAUAGAUGUGAUAAAUUUUAAAACUACAAACUCUUUGGUUUUACAAUAAUAUAAAAUAGUUUCAUGUCUAUGACUAUAAA
This is a messenger RNA of Gossypium arboreum, 2846 nucleotides long. Its product is annotated as exocyst complex component EXO84A. Bases 237 to 2516 code for a protein of 759 amino acids. The transcript has 7 exons. Gene Ontology annotation, cellular component: exocyst. Gene Ontology annotation, biological process: exocytosis; intracellular protein localization; Golgi to plasma membrane transport. The record is from RefSeq and is a predicted model, not a curated record. NCBI's taxonomy places the organism in Eukaryota, Viridiplantae, Streptophyta, Magnoliopsida, Malvales, Malvaceae.